Molecule: messenger RNA, 5692 nt
Organism: Cynoglossus semilaevis (tongue sole)
Lineage: Eukaryota; Metazoa; Chordata; Actinopteri; Pleuronectiformes; Cynoglossidae
Gene: homer1b
Product: homer scaffold protein 1b
Exons: 8
Coding region: 1107-2258 (383 amino acids)
Biological process (GO): G protein-coupled glutamate receptor signaling pathway
Molecular function (GO): G protein-coupled glutamate receptor binding
Source: RefSeq, a predicted model, not a curated record
UAUAGGGAUACCAGGUUAAAAAAUAUACAUUUCACUAUAUAAGUUUAAGAUUAUCUUAAAACUUUAGAAUAAGUGAGUAUAGUAUCACUGCCAUUAAAAGUUCUUCUAAAAGCAACAAAAUAUGAACUAGUCCCUGGAGGACCGAGUGACGUCACUGCGGAGGACGGGGGUGACUGUCGUGACGUAGACAGUUCGAUACUGUGACACUGAUCUGAGUGGGAGGGGAGCGGAUGCAUUGACCAGAUGUGGAGAUCACUGGGUUUGGUUUUUGGAUAGAGGGCUGUGGAGGUGGUGGGCGCGUGCACGCGCACAUUCACACGCAUAGGGAUCUGUAGAUCAAUACAAAAGCGCAUAGAUAUGUAGUCAUACAAUCAACAUAAUAACCUGUGCUUUUUAGGAAAUUGUUGUUAUGCAUAAGCAUAGGGUGAUUAUUUUUUAGUGUGCUGCACGAUUGUGUUUGAAAAUCGUUAUGUCAGAAAUCCAGUUUACAGUGAGGAAUGAUUGUAAAAUAACAGCAGUGGGGGUGGAGAGAAAGUGGGGGAGGGAGAGAGAGAUGCACAUGCACACAGAGAGCGAUAGAGUAGGAGAGAGAGAGAGAGAGAGGUGGACAGUGUGAUGCUGUGCGUUAUCUUCAGCCUAAAUGAAUCUUGUCUUCCAACGUCUUCGUCACCCUUCCAGCGAGGAUCUGUCAUUUUACCCCACAGCAGCAGGUCGAGCCUCAAACCUCCAUCAGACUCCGAGCUGGAUCUCUCACAUAUCUGCUGCUGCUGCUCCAUCACUUCCGAACGUCCAACGCUAGAGCAGGAGAGAAAGCGAAGGUGGUAGAGGAGGAGGAGGAGGCUGUGAUUGCUGUGCCAUGUGCGGAGCGACAUGUAUGUGUGAACUGAUGCGAUGACAGCGGAGUGGGAAUGGAGCAGCAGCGGUCAUCACAUUCCUGAAGACGCACAGUGAAGGUGAUAAUAAAGAGAGAGAGAAGACCUUUAUAAACACAGCCAAGAGGAAAAGAAUCAGCAGCAAUCAAUCCCCACACAUUUGUUUUUUGACUGCCAUAAAGGAGAAAAAUAAAUAUCAGUGGUCAGGUGUCAUCGUUCAUUUCAACCACAACAAUGGGGGAGCAGCCCAUCUACAGCACGCGGGCCCAUGUCUUCCAGAUUGACCCCAACACCAAGAAGAACUGGUUGCCCACCAGCAAGCACGCUGUCACUGUUUCCUAUUUCUACGACAGCACACGCAACGUCUACCGUAUCAUCAGCCUGGAUGGCACCAAGGCAAUAAUCAACAGCACCAUCAGUCCCAACAUGACCUUUACAAAGACUUCACAAAAGUUUGGCCAGUGGGCCGACAGUCGAGCCAACACUGUCUACGGCCUGGGAUUCUCCACCGAACAUCAUCUGGCCAAGUUUGCAGAGAAGUUUGCAGAAUAUAAAGAAGCAGCGCGGCUCGCUAAAGAGAAAAGUCAAGAGAAGAUGGAGAUGGCAACGUCUCCCUCUCAGGAGUCUCCAGCAGGGGAGCUAUCGUCACCUUUGACACCAUUGACUCCACCCAUGGAAAACAUCAAUGGAACAGAUGAAAUCUGUGACAGCACUCCCAACUCUGAUGCCCGUCCAGAGCCCUCGCAGAACGCGCUGGCCUUCUCACACAGCCCCGCCAUGACAAAACACUGGGAAGCAGAGUUGGAGGCACUGAAGGGGAACAAUGCUAAGCUAACAGCAGCUCUGCUGGAGUCCACUGCUAAUGUCAAACAGUGGAAACAGCAACUGGCUGCCUACCAGGAGGAGGCCGAGAGACUACACAAACGGGUGACAGAGCUGGAGUGUCAGAGUACCCAGACUCCAGUGAUCAAAUCACAAAAAACAGAACUCAACCAAACCAUAGAGGAGCUGGAGAACACACUGAGGGAUAAAGAAGAGGAAAUGGAAAAGUUGAAAGAAGAGUUAGAAACCAUGAAUGACCUCAUGGAGCAGAAAGACACUUUAACCCAGAAACUUGAAGUGAGUGAGACUUCAAGUGAAAUUUAUCUGUGUAAUUCAUCGGGAAUAAAAAUCCACCUAAAAACUGUCAAAAAUUCUGUCCCCCCCCCCCCCCCCCCCCCCCCCCCACCGCUGGCAGGAGCAGAGCAGCGAUUAGAGGAGAACCAGGAGGAGCAGGAGAAUUUCAGGAAGAGCCUGCGAACACUGCUGGAGUUGCUGGACGGCAAGAUCUUUGAGCUGACAGAGCUCAGAGACACUCUGGCUCGUCUUAUAGAGGAGGCCAGUUAGAGACUGAGCUGCCCGAUCUCCACAGACAGAGCCAUAUAAUAAUUUAAGUACCCUCACACCUCUAUCUCAACAAAAUCAAUCCUACCCACAAUGCCUCACAUUUCUCCUUCACCCAUUCAAACUGAGACACUGCACUGCCCGAUUUUAAAUAUGCUCAAAAACGGUGCAGCUAGUUCACCAUGCAGGCGCUACCUCAUCUUGCCUUCUGAUUGGCUGGUGUAGUCGUAGACCUUGGUUGGUUCCAGCCUGCACUGGUGCACACACCCACAACACAUAGACACACUAUUAAACAUAUUCACUCAAGAGUUAACUUAAGAACUGUGCCUCAGUGUCAUCUGCUGUCUGACAGGGAGAACUACACCCAGACUGCCUCAUCACACAAGCUUGUUUUCAUCUCUUAACUGCCCUUCCAUGUAAGGAGAAUGUUGGAAAGUCACGUGAAAAUAUUUGCUGGUAAGACUUAGAGAGAACUGCGCCAAAGCUGCCAAAUUUCCCCUCUAAAAGAAUAAUAACAAUAAAAAAAAAUACUAUACUCUAUUUAGCAGAUGCUUUGAUCCAAAGUGACAUUCUGUAUAGAGACGUGCUGAAUGGAGAGAGUCCCACGUUUGAGCUCGGCUGCCAAAAGGAGAGUCACUGGAAACAGGGAAUUAUGGAAUGUGACACAGAAGGCUUCCAGAAAAUGGAGCUUAAAAGAAAAUGAAACGCGGCACCUAGAGUUUAUUCCAAACAAUCCCAGUUGAUAGAUGAGCGUGAAAUCUUCCAGAGGUGUUGUUUAUGCCACACAGAAGUUUUUAAUGCUGUAUGCUCUUGUUCAACCCGACAUGAGGAUUCCUGUAUCCAGACUGCUUCCACCGUCUCAGAAAAGUGACCUGUCUUCCUGCCAAGCUCAGUGUGGUGUGUGUCCCUGACACAAGGCCUAACCAUUUGACCUAACGUGUGCCUUCAAAGCACACAUAAGCGGACACAUCUUUGUAAAUAAGAAUAUUAUUGUGUGUCAGUGGGUGUGUGUGUGUUUUGUGCAGUGGGAGAAAAGGUUUUUUUGGACACAAAGGCCGACAUGCACGCACUGAGCAAUACCAGACAGGCUCUGUGCAACACCUCUAUGUAACUCUAUCAGGUAUUCUACUCAGUGGACUCAUGCAGAGAGGUCAAACGCAGCUUAAUCCAUCCCUGUGUUUGACCCAGAGUGUAAGACUGUCGACCGCUAACCUGUGUGGCAGCCCUGUCUCAUCGAAGAGCAUCACAAAGGGCUUUUGGAGCGCCAUCUACAUGUUUUCUUUUUCUUUUUUUCUUUUUUUGUGAAUCUCCACCUCAGUGAAAUUGUUCACUCAUCUCGGGUAAAUUCAGAGCUCUACUCAGUUUUUAUUCAUCUUUUUUAUACAUAGAUUAUAACACUGACAAUAUAAAUAUAGAACUAUAGAGGACACACUUUUUACUCAUAGUGACAAUUUAAACGACUGGAUAAUUAAUGUGAAUGCAGUAACAACCUGCCUUAUUGUUGUGUUUUAACCAGUGGAAAGGUGUAGACUAAAGGGAUGAAGUCUUUACCAAUGGAUACAUCUGAGAUAACUGUCCAAAAGACUAAUUUGUUGUUGUUGAGGUCACAGAGUAAUGACAGUUGAAAAUCACAUGAUUCUUAUAAAAAGUUGGUAGAUUUUCAAAAAUAAAUAAAUAAAAAGAUUCUCUAGUAGAGGAAGAAAAGAGAACAAAACCCAUUUGUCUAAUUGAUUCCUGCAACAGAGGCAGUUGAAGACUUACCAAACAUUCAAAGAGGUUCCUUAAUUACCAUGCUUACUGGUGACUGUUUUGGAAAUCGUAUUUGCUUAUAAAAAGAUAAUCAAUCACAGUAAUAGUCUUUGGAAAGCCGGUGUGUCCUGUUAGAGAAGAAUCCUACUACUGUGACCAGGGACUCACAAGCAGCUUUAGCCUCUCAUGCUGCAAAAAUCAGCUUCCACGUUCAGUUGCAAAUUAGGAAGAAUCUGUUUCCUAAUUACUACUUUACCCAAUUACAUGUUCAGCUUCUCCAACAGUUCCAACAUCGAGGGGCAGCAUGUGUAAAAGACAGACACCUGGUUCUGCGGAAUCAUUCAAAACUCAGAGCACCUAAUAAUCUGGAGUAGAUUAUUAGGUGGACUGGAGUAAUUUAUGGAAGUGAUCAACUACAACAGAGGUAUGUUGUUGCAUGUAGGAACAACACAUCUAAUACUAUUUGUUGUAUAUGUGAAAUAUAUGACUUAAAAGUGGUGUAUUAUAAGGUAUCAGGCCAUGUUGCGUAAUACUAGUAAUGAUAUGUUGAACAUAUUAACAAACAUUAAAGAUCCUGGUCCCCUUUUACGCUGGUUAAUGCACAGCAAUACGACUCACUGUUAGAGGAAUGUUACCAAUGUUUUUCUUCCUGGUUUAACUUUGAAAGUGAAAUGACGGAGAUGGAAAUCUGUUAAUUUAUGUCUGUUAAUAAUGCUGUUGUUCAUGAAUGCCUUUGUACAGUAGUGGAUAUGAGCUUUUCAUUCUCCUGUUUUGUAAUUUAUGGUCUUUAACUGUAGGUAUUAUUAUGAAUAUUAUUAUUAUUGUAUUUAGAGGUAUGAAAAGACUGGCAAUAUUUUUGACUAUUUAAAGUAAUUUUGAACUCAUGAAAUUAAAGAGGUACCUCAGGCUACAGAUGUUUGUAGAUUGGUGAGACGUGUGGGUUUGAAGGUAAAAGAAUUUACCAAAUGCCGAUGAAAGCUGUCUGUGUGUGGACUGAGCUAAACAGCCAACAAACACCUCUGUGAACCAAGAAAUGUUUUAUAUAUUCAAAUAUCACACAGUUCAAGGUGUAACAUUUUGUUUUCUUCUUUUGUUGAUUUAAAAAGUUUAGUCAACAGUGAAACAGACAAUCUCCAAAUCUGCUUUCACAAAGGUUUUAAUCCAAUCAAAUGCCAGGCCAGGCUGUGAAAAAUAAAUAUAUAAAGGAAGAUGUAGGAGUGGAGGUUUUCAUUUAUAUACUGCUAUUUUUAUCAACAAGCACAUUCUUUUCAGAUCGCUCAUCUGAACUCACGGAAAAUCGCAUUUUAUUUGUCUUUUUCUAUCUUACGUUAUAAUUUUCCAAGGGCACUUGAGCCACAAGUUGCACACCCCUGACCUCGACCCUUUUCAGCCCCCUUGUAUUGGCUUCCCUUUUAUGUCAAGUUUGUAAAUGAUCCAAAUGUUGUUUUCGAAAAAACAAAUACAUUUGUGGGUUUUCCAUCCAGUCUUCAAGUAUUUUUAGCCAACACUUAAAACUUCAUACAUUGCACUAUUACCUUCACUUAAACAGUGGAAAUAGUGUUGCUCUUGGUGAAUUUUAUUUGCUGCUAAAUAGAUAAAAAUGACUCUUUUCAUGUUAACCCUUGUGCGGUCCUUCAACCUGGGGGUCACCUAGACCCAAUAUGUCUUUGUGUCUGUGUGUGUGUCUG